GGACCGAAGGAGACCACGCCUCCGUCUCCCCCACGGCAACCAACCCGAGGAGGCCGGCCAAGCAACAGCGGCUGCCGUAAAUUUUCCGGUAGCCUACGACGCCGCGGCGGCGAUCCCAAGGUGGCGAGGCGGACCCAAGGUAAGCAGUCGCCGCGGAGAUGUCGGACGCGCUGAUCAACGGCCUCGCCGGCGCCGGCGGCGGGAUCGUCGCCCAGCUCCUCACCUACCCCCUCCAGACCGUGAACGCGCGGCAGCAGACGGAGCGCGACCCCUCCAAGCCGGCGUUCAAGGACGGCGCCGUCCGCCAGAUGUGCCUGGUGGUGAAGAACGAGGGGUGGGAGCGCCUCUACGGCGGCCUGGCGCCCUCCCUCGUCGGCACCGCCGCCUCCCAGGGUGUCUACUACUACUUCUACCAAAUAUUCCGGAGCAGGGCGGAGGCGGCGUCCCUCCAGCGGUCCAUCAGAGGAGUUGGCGAUGGAUCCGUCGGGAUGCUCCAGUCGCUCACCGUCGCUGCACUUUCUGGGUGUGUCAAUGUGCUUCUCACAAACCCAAUCUGGGUUAUUGUUACGCGGAUGCAAACCCACAGAAAGGCAAACAAACAGCAAAGCCCCGAGGGUUUGACUUCUGCUCUUGACAAGGCCCUACAAACUGCCCCGGUGGAAAACAUCCCUCAUAAAACUAUCAACGUUAUUCAGGAUCUUUACAAGGAAGCUGGAGUCUUGGGCUUCUGGAAAGGGGUUAUUCCUGCUCUUAUUAUGGUCAGCAACCCCGCAAUCCAGUUCAUGUUGUACGAGGCUCUUCUGAAGAAGCUGAAGAAUAAACGGGCCACUAAUUUGAAGGGGGCUCAGGGACUAACUGCUCUUGAAAUUUUUCUUCUUGGAGCUGUUGCGAAACUGGGCGCAACUCUUGUUACAUAUCCACUUCUAGUUGUGAAGGCAAGACUUCAGGCAAAGCAUAUGAUCGACGAUGACAAGAAGCAUCGGUACAAAGGCACAUUUGAUGCAAUCACAAAAAUGAUGCAUUAUGAAGGCCUUUCAGGGAUGUAUAAAGGAAUGGGCACAAAAAUUGUUCAAAGUGUUUUUGCUUCCGCUCUCCUUUUCAUGAUCAAGGAAGAGCUGGUGAAGGGUGCUCGAUUAUUGGUCACAGGUGACACCAGUCUGGUUAAGAAGUUGCCGUCAAAGCCAUCAAGAUGAUGAUCUAGGUCUUUGCAGAAGUAUUAGUUGUUGAUUAUAUCAUGAACGAAGUGUGAAUGGGGUCAGCAAAAAGAGCUCACCUCUGUUAGGAGGUACCAAGUUACAAAAAGUGUAGGAUCUAGUGAAUAAUGGGGAGGUACGAACUCAGACAUUACACAGUGAAAACUAUGAUUCUUGUAGGGACCGGAAACUAUAUACAUUAUUGGAUAGGAUAUUAAUUUAUUAAUGUAAAGUGUAAUUAGGAAUGUUGAACAUUCAAAAUAAGCUGGUAAUAUGAAGUGCUAGUAUCUACUGUACUCA
This is a messenger RNA of Lolium rigidum, 1493 nucleotides long. RefSeq names its product peroxisomal nicotinamide adenine dinucleotide carrier-like. The transcript has 11 exons. The record is from RefSeq and is a predicted model, not a curated record. NCBI's taxonomy places the organism in Eukaryota, Viridiplantae, Streptophyta, Magnoliopsida, Poales, Poaceae. Gene Ontology annotation, biological process: nucleotide transport; transmembrane transport. The coding region runs from base 159 to 1193 and encodes 344 amino acids.